This is a messenger RNA of Seriola dumerili (greater amberjack), 2185 nucleotides long. RefSeq names its product calcium/calmodulin-dependent protein kinase type 1D-like (gene camk1ga). The coding region runs from base 74 to 1396 and encodes 440 amino acids. Gene Ontology annotation, cellular component: intracellular anatomical structure. Lineage: Eukaryota; Metazoa; Chordata; Actinopteri; Carangiformes; Carangidae. Gene Ontology annotation, biological process: peptidyl-serine phosphorylation. The record is from RefSeq and is a predicted model, not a curated record. The transcript has 12 exons. Gene Ontology annotation, molecular function: ATP binding; calmodulin binding; calcium/calmodulin-dependent protein kinase activity.
GGAUACCUCACCUCCAGCAUCUCUCACCAUCUCUCACCGCUCCCCAGGAGUCUACGGCAACGUCAGAGCCAAGAUGGGGCGGAAAGAGAUCAUCUGCAGCUGGAAGAAAAGCACCAGUAACAUCAAGGACAUCUUUGACUUCAAGGGCAAAAUGGGAUCGGGGUCGUUCUCCGAGGUUUUCAUGGUGAGAGAGAAGCAGACCGGGAAACUGUACGCCCUCAAGUGUCUGAAGAAGAAGCACCUCGUCCACACCAACCUGGAGAAUGAAAUCAAUGUGCUGAGAAGGAUAAAACAUGAGAACGUGGUGGGACUGGAGGAUUUCUAUGAGACUCGGACUCACUAUUACCUGGUCAUGCAGCUGGUGUCAGGCGGAGAGCUGUUCGAUCGCAUUUUAGACAAAGGGGUUUACACUGAGAAGGACGCCAGCACAGUGAUUAAACAGGUGCUGCAGGCUGUGAGCUACCUGCACAGUGACAGCAUCGUACACAGGGACCUUAAGCCUGAGAACCUGCUGUACUACAACACAGAUGAGAACGCUAAGAUCAUGGUCAGUGACUUUGGUCUGUCGAAGACACUGGAGCACGGCGUGAUGUCCACAGCCUGCGGUACUCCAGGAUAUGUUGCCCCUGAGGUUUUGGCUCAGAAACCCUACAGCAAAGCAGUAGACUGCUGGUCCAUUGGAGUGAUCACCUACAUCCUGCUCUGCGGCUACCCUCCGUUCUUUGAGGACAAUGAAACUCGUCUGUUCUCAAAGAUCAUGAGGGCUGAGUAUGCCUUUCAUUCACCAUUCUGGGACGACAUCUCUGAGUCAGCAAAAGACUUUAUCAGGAACAUGAUGGCGAAAAACCCCACGAAACGCUUCACCACUGAGGAGGCACUCAGACACCCCUGGAUUGCUGGAGACACAGCUAAAGACUUGGACAUUUAUCAGUCUGUCUGUGAACAGAUGGAGAGAAACUUUGCCAAAUCCAGAUGGAAGCAAGCCUUCAACGCAGCCUCUGCAAUUCAUCACAUGAAGAAACUGCAUUCGUCCCACAAUGAGCCCUCCUCUUCACCCCUCUCCAUGCCCAAGAUCCUUGUCCAGCCCUCCUCCCAGAACAAUCUGGAUGCACUGGGAUCCUGCCAAGACAAGGCCGCCGCCCUCGACCCCAACGGGAAUCCUGUUCAUGCUGCCAAUCACCUGUCCUGCAGUAACUCUGAGUCGGACAGAGGUCUCUGUCCAUCACUGAGAGCCAGUCACAGUGAGCCCGGUCACACUCUCACUGUGGAUGAGUCAAGAGAGGUCCAUAGCUUUCAUUCAGAGAGCGAUGCUCCUUUCAGGCCAUCCAAGAGUGUGGAUGCUGUGGCUCAGAGGAAGGACCAGCCGCUCCAGUCUGGAGUUUGUUCUGUCAUGUGAAUGGUUGGCUGACCUGAGAAAAAUCUCUGAAGACGACAGUGGCUUCCUUCUUCACGUGAAGGUGUUGACACGUCUGCUGUUAAGCUUUGUCGUGUGUGUUAUGUCUCUCUGUUGCUGAAAACAUUUCAUCAGCAGACACAGUGUGGAGUGACUGUCGGUGAACAACAACUUAAAAGAGACAAAAGCAGGAAUUCAUCAUUUAGACUUCAUAUAAAAUCUUGCUGCGCUGAUGGCAUUUAUUUUCUUAAAACUAUUAUUAAUGUAUAUUACUGUCAACAAGUUACUAAAUUAUAUAAAAAAAAUUUAUUUGUUUCAAAUAGAGAUAGGUGACAUAUGCAAUGUGAAAGCUAAUCAAUGAUUUUUGAAUUCUCUGUAUGUCAUUACUCAGAUAAUUUAUUCUUUGCUGUCAGACGCUAAACCUAAAGCUGGGAAUGUAACUUUAACUAUAGCGUUCAGAUCCUUCUGAACCCUGGCGGCAGAUUUUUGGACAUGUAUCAUUAUUUUGCCAUUCAUGCUGAAUUACACUGAUGCAUUGAGUCCAGGUACCACUUAACACACAGACGCUGCAUCUGUUUAUGAGAUUAAACUUCAUGUUGAGGUGGAGGCACUGACACAGUGACUGUGUUUGCUGUGUCUCCCGAUAUGCACAUAAGCUGCUCCCUUGUAAAGAAACUGAAUUUAUCAAGUGCCACAAGCUGGUGUGAACACUAGUUACGUCAUGGAUGAUUCUGAAUUCACACAUGUAGUGAUGCACACGCAUGUUUCUUUUGUAUUAUUUUCUCAAUAAAU